Molecule: messenger RNA, 2350 nt
Organism: Vespa crabro (European hornet)
Lineage: Eukaryota; Metazoa; Arthropoda; Insecta; Hymenoptera; Vespidae
Product: SET and MYND domain-containing protein 4-like
Exons: 4
Coding region: 255-2279 (674 amino acids)
Molecular function (GO): protein binding
Source: RefSeq, a predicted model, not a curated record
GAGAGAGAGAGAGAGAGAGAGAGAGAAAGAGAAAAAAAAAAGGAAGAAAUGAAUUACAAUUAUAAAAAGUUCUUUGAUAUUGUACAUUAUGUUUAGCAUUCACCGGACGCUUUAUACGAGGCAGAUAUUUUAACAGCAACUUCGGUAUCUAAUUUUAGAAAUCGUCACAUUAGUAAACCGCCUUCGAGAGAAUAUACAAGUACGACAAUCGUCGUGAUACAAAUUGAGGGAUCACUAACAAAUAAUAUCUAAAAAUGACUAUGGCAAAUCAUGGCAGUAUAUUUAUCAAUUUUUAUCGGCAAGCAUAUGAUACUGUAACGAUGGAACCAUUUAUAAGCCGUUUUAAAGAAUUUUCAUUAAAGGGAGAUAGACAAGGGAUGAUUAGUGUUAUAAUCGAAUUACCAUGUGUAUUGAAUACAAAAAUAACUAAGUCAUAUAAGGGUAAGAAUGAUCAGCAAGCGGCAUUGCUUUAUCAGAAAUCACUUGAUAUAAUGAAAGAAGGGAAAAAUAAAAUGGAUGAGGAAAGUAAAGCAUGUAAUAUUCUUACUGAAGCACUGUUUGCAGCCAGUGCAUGUAGUUUAAUAUUUAUGAAUGCUCUUUUAGAGCGCGCAAAGCAUUGGUAUAAAUUGGGAGCUUGGUUAAGGUGUCUUAAAGAUUGCGAAUGCAUGUUAGCACUUCCUUUGAGCUUUUAUGAUAAGGAUGCAGAAAAUAAAAAUAUUUACUUAGUAUAUAAAAAGGAAUGUUUUCAUCUUAAACAUGAGUGCUCUAGAAAGCUGGAAAUAACUAUUCGACGAAAAAAGAAAACACGUGGAAAUAGCAGUGCUAUGCAUUGUUCUUCUGCCGAAAUAACAACAGUAAAAAAUGUCGUAUCAACACCUACUGUGCAUGGAAAGUUAAACAGCAGUUUGAAAAGUUGUUCCGAUGCGGUAGCAUUUCAAUUUGACAAUAACAGAGGCAGGCAUCUUGUAGCAACCAGAGAUAUUUGCGCAGGAAGUAUUCUAAUCGUCGAUCAGCCCUUUUCCUCCAGCAUAGAUAAAGAGGCACUUGAUAGGAAUUGCUUGCAUUGUUACAGUUCCCUUAAAUUGGAAGACAAUGUUAGAAUUCCUUGCCGUAUGUGUCAAACAGUUUCUUAUUGCACAGAAACUUGUCGCAAAGAGUCAUGGGAGAUGUAUCAUAAAUAUGAAUGCAUGAUAUUAAAUCUUUUCUUAGAAGAAGGAUUUAAUCAAGGAAAAAAUAAAUUAUCCCAUCUUUUGUUGGCUUAUAGAACUACCUUGAUUGCAGUUUUAUAUCCAAACGAGAAAAAACAUAAUGAUACGGAAACAAAGCACAAACCAUCCAGUCUUAAUACAGAAUUUUUUAAGCAACAUCAGUCGAAAGAAAAACACACUGUUAUAUCAAAUACAAAUAAAAUAUAUGAUCCAUUAGAUUACACAACUGUUUUACAAUUAGAAACACAUUGUACGAAUGUAGAUCCUAAUGUAAAUGCUAUUCGCAGUAUAGAAGCAGUGUUUAUAGCCAAGUGUUUAUUUUUUUCCUUGGAUGAAAUUGGAAUUGAUUCAUUGGAUAAUGAAAAAUUCAUUGCUUUAGCGACGGCUACGUUGCAACAUUUGCAAGCUAUUAAUUGUAAUGCUUAUGAAAUUAUUGAAAACAUAUACAAUGGAAUAACGCACGUUUGGGAACCAAGAAAUGUAGGAUGUGCUAUUUACACCACAGUCAGUCUUACAAAUCAUAGUUGUUAUCCUAAUAUAGUUCGACAUUCUUAUCCAUCUGGAAAAGUUGUUGUAAGAGCAUUACGUUGCAUUGCCAAAGGUAAUGAGAUACUUGAUUGUUACGGUCCACAAUUUCUUAAUGAAGAAAAGUUGGCAAGGCGCGAGUAUUUGAGGAAAAAAUAUAAUUUUGUUUGCGAAUGCGAUGCUUGCAAAUAUAAUUGGCAAUUCCCAUUGCAAGAUACUCUUAAUUAUAAAUGCAAAACAUGUUUUAAAACUGGUUAUUCAUUUAACGAGAUAAAAAACAGCAUGCAUAAAAUUAAACAUUGUUCGCAAUGUAAUGAAAAAUUAGACUAUGGGAAAUUAAAUAAGCAACUUCGCAGAUCUAUCGAAAGGAGAGUAAAUGCAAUUUCUAAAAUGUAUCAAGGUUGCUAUAAAGAAGCAUUAAAUCAAUUAUUAGAUCAUAUAGACUUAGUUGAAAGAUUUUUGGAAGCACCUAACAUAGAGUCUAUCAAAACACAGCAAUGCCUCAUUCAAUGUUAUAAUUUCUUUGGUUGCAUUUCUAUAAAUUAAUAUAGAACUAAUUCUUGUAUGAUUUUUCUUUUUUUUUUUCUUUCUGUUUUUUUUUUUUUUUUUUUUUUUUA